AGCGAAGAAAUUUGGAUUCUGUUAGGUUUCUCUCUGUAUUCAGUAUAGUCAGUACGGAACCUGUCCCAAAUAGUUUAAAUCACGGGUAGUCAGAAAUGGCAAACCCUAAAUAUGAAUUGACGAUAACCUGUAAAUCACCGCGAUCGCCACAAUCGACUGGGAAAAUAAGUAAGGAAACUGGGGAUGCACGUGAAAAUAUCAAAAGUAUGAAUUCCAACAUUUUUGAUGAAUUUGAAUAUGGGAAUGAAAGCAAUUGUAUUAAUUCGAACAUAAGAAAUGAUAGUUUCGCCACUACAAAUGUAACACUGAAGAAUACUGUUGACCAGAUACUCAUAGACGAUCCAGCUCAGAUUAUGGAAGUAAAUGAGAGUUUUGAUUUGAAUUUAGGGAUCCAAGGAAGCUUGUGCUCUCAAUGCAAAUUCACGAAUAGACUUAAUAGCUAUAUUGAACGUGCUAUUAAUAGUUCGGUUGAAAUGGAAAAGGAGUUUCAAGAAUACUUUGCCAUGUCCGAAACUAGCAGCUUCUCACCUGCGAUGAAUGGAACCGUAGACUUAUCCGAAUCUGUGUGUGAUGAUAAAACUAAAAGUGUAACAGGGUAUAUUUCCCCGAAUAUUUUAAAUUCAUCAUAUCAUAGUAUUGGCUUACAGAAUUCUUCAUUUACACCUAAUUUGUUAUUAGAAUCAAAUCGACCACAAAUUUCUGAACAGUAUUUAAAUGAAACGGAAAAGACAGCACUGGAACUUGAUCAAUCCUUGACCAAAAACUCUGUUGAGAUUUGCAAUGGGAAGUCAAGCAAGGACCAAUUUACAUGUAAACGAUCUCUUACUAUGUCAUGGAAUUCUGAAACUUGUUUGGUAGAGUUUAUUUCAUCAAAGAAGACUCAUUUCCACAGUUUAAGAAAGUUUAAAUCCGAAGAUAACAUCCUAGCGAAGCUUACAGGAAGUAAGAGUGAUAGCAGAAACAAAUUUUCUGUUCUACCUGACAAAUUUAUGUCAAAUUUGAUUGAAGGGUUUGGACUGAUACCCUUCAUCAAAGGAAACCAUUCUCCAGAGAUUAUAAAAUGUAACGAAAAUGUCAGUAAUGCUCUUACUUUGAGGCAGUCAAAAAACAAAUGUCUUGAUGACUGGAAUAACGAUAAAGUAAACACAGAAAAUUCAAAACAGUUUUCUGUGCUACUUCAAACUGACUUUGCAAAAUUAGAAGACAUAAAACAAGGAGAGAUGGGUAUGGACCUUGAACAAACGUACAGGACAAGUAAAAGCAUUUCGUUUGAAAGUAGUGAUAUUUUCUUAGAACAAUUAACACCAUCACAAAAUCUGAAUGUACAAGAUACUCCCACAGAAGAUAGCAGUUCUACAUUUAAUCAAAGUACAAUUGAAGAAAUGUAUUUCAUGGAUUCUAAUGAUAAUAUUGACUGCUCAAGCACUAAUGAAAAAUUCCAAAUAUUGCCUCAGCACGAGACUGAUGGAAAUGGUUCACUCCAAUGCACACUCAAUGACAAAAUGAUAAGAGAUACAAGCACUACAGAAAAGUUGGUUGAUUUGAAUCUCCAACAACUUGCCAACUCAACUACUCAACCGAUUCACGAAGCAUCAAAAAAGAACAAUAUCACUGUUAACAGAGACUUAGGCAGCAUCAUUGCCACGAUUGAUUCAAAAACUGGAUAUAAUGAGAUGCAAAGUUCAUCCACCGAUACUACACUAAAAUCCGAGGCACAUUUGUCUGUCAUACAGUUGAAGGUUAUGCGGAACGAAGAAGAAACGACAGUGAAGGGCAUCAAUCUUGUUAAUCCUAUCGAUGAUCCAGGGAAAAGUUCUGAAUCGCUAAGGGAUCAACAGCUCGGAAAUGAAAAGGGUUUGGAAAUUUCAAGUAACUCCUUCUUAGAACUUUCGAUAGAAUCACAGAUGGAUACCAUACGAGAAAAAGACACACUUGAAAAGAAAGAAAUCGUUCCUAUUCAUAUAAAUAAUAGUAUCACGAGUUUCACAACUUCACAGAAUUUGAGUGUGGAAAAUGCAGAAACAAGAAACAGGCAACUAGCUGUUUUAAAUACAGUUAAUAUUAAUGCUGAUGGAGAAACAAUAAAUUUACCAGAUAAUGUGAAUACAGAAUUUAUGAUUAGGGAAAAGUUGAAUAGGGUUGAGAAGGAAGAUGCAAGGACAUUAGAAAAGAGGAUGCUUUCCAACUUGACCAACAAUCUCUUUCCAAAUGUUGAUUCGCCAAAAGAUGAGAAUAUUGGGAAUACAAACCAUCAGACAUCUCCAGGCGAUUUUAGUUUGGAUAUGCUGUCUGAGUCACAACUGCAAACAAUUGAAACAGAAGCUUAUGUAAAAGCAGAAAAAAUAGAUGUUGUCCAAUUAAAGAAAGCAACAACUGAAGGCGGUGUAAACAAACAGAAUAUAUUCUUCAAACCUGAACAGACAGGUAUUAUUACUACGGAUAAGAACGAUCUGGUACUGCCCAAUUGGGUGACAAAUCGUGCUCCUGAGCCAGACUAUGAUAAAAUGAGACGUGCCUUUCAGAACAGACGACAGUACGUGAAAAUACUACUUCAGGAAAUACUCAGACUUAGUACGAUAGUUUCCAAGGUAGGGGCUGUGCUUCGUGCAGAGCAUGCAGAAAACAACUUGAAGCCACAUGUGGACAGUGUUGAUGAAGCAACUAUUUGUGAGACCCUUAGUAAUACCAAAUCCAAUGUUCAGACUUCUAAUAAUGCAGUGAAAGACCUUAAAAAUAAGAACAUAUUUUACGUACCGCCGUCGAAUAUGCCAUUUCCAAAUAUCCCUCAAGAUUUUCCUAACAACAUAAAUAAUCCGCCUAAUAGUACUGGAGUUUCCAUCAACCCGGUAACACUUGAAAAUAGUGUAUGCACUGAUAUAACAACAGAUCUUAAACGUGAAAAAUUUUAUGUACCUACGACAAAUAAAUCAAAGUACGAUACCCUUCCAGCUGUGAAUCAACAAAUGGAUACAAAGUUUAAGGAUGGUCAAAUUACUGAAGCAUUUGUGCGUCACAAUGCCUCGAAUAUGUUUGGCUCCCUGAAGAAAAUUUCGAAUAAUCAUAAAACUUAUAAACCAGAUGUCAAGAGUAUAUGGCACUCCUCUGGCCAAGAAAGUGGUUCCAUUCCGCAAAUAUUGUUCAGCAGAAACAAGGUUCCGAAAAACAAUCAAACAGUUCGACAACAAAUUGCUGCAGGAUAUGAAAUGCCACAGUCAAAUUUAAAUGCUUCAAUUUUUAGCAAUAAUGCGGUAGCCAAAAAUGUUGAAGAAGGAAAAAGUAACAUAUGUGACUUGGAUCAUUCAAAACUGGCUAAUAAAAACACAAUUUUUUACGUACCCGAUGAAGGGUCAUCAGUGUCAGGUGAUUACGUUGGAUUAGGCAGUAUAAAAAAUGAUCCAAGUCGCUCUGAUAAGUUUUCAAUGCCAUCGAAAUCGCAAACUAGAUCAAAUGAAAAUUCAAAACUAUCGGUCAAUGAUAUAUUAGCCAUGAACACACAAAAAGCACAAUCUAACAGAAAGAAUCUAGAAAAUUUGCAGCUCACUGUUAAAAACGACAUUUUUUAUUCACCUGAAGAAUCAUCAGUGUCAAAUAAUACAUUAUUUACAAGUAAAUUCGCAGAAUCAAGUGGUACAAAAAGCGACCAAAAUUUUUUUUAUUAUGCAAACUUUCCAAUGCCUUCUUCAUCCCAUUCAAGACCAGAUCAACACCUUAUGUGUAAUGUGGUAAUCUCAAACAAGUUGAAGAGAAAAAGUAACAUUCAUGAUGUGAACAAUGCAAAGCGUGCUCGUGAAAAUACCACUUUUUAUUCGCCGGAGAAAUUGUCAAUACCGUCAAAAGAUUUAUUCUCAACAAGUGAUUACAUGGAAAUACGCGAUACAACAAAUCCGAGCAUUUCUUCACGUAAUUGUUCACUGCCUUCAUCCCACGUGAAACUAGGAAGACCACCACGACUGUUGAAUAAUACUGCAGUUUUUUACAACGGUAAUAAAGAUCAGGAAACUGGUUUCAGAAAACUAUAUCGCCAUUGAUUGUUCUGCGGCAUUUCAUCAGAAUGUUCAUAUACCCUCAAAGUCAUCUUUCUGAAACAGUACAGCACAUGCAAUUCAUUAGAUAAAUGAUUGUCACAAAUUGUAACGAAAUAUGUUGAAAAAUGUUGUGUAUUAGAACAUUUUCUUAGAUUUUGCAACACAAAGUGUAACAAACGACAUAUUAUUACUUGCUCCAGAACAUGACACCUACCAUUUCAUUGUAUUCCAAUACAUGUUUCCUUAUUGCUGAAGUAUCAACCCAUGUCACAAAGUCUUCCAAGUUUCUGGAAAUCGAAAAUUAUUACGAUUAGCAUUUUAGGGAUGUCAAUUUCAGAUAGUUAGCAAAAUUUAAAAAUUGAUAGAUACUUGUACCAGUUAAUUUUAUUUGGUGUUAUUAUUUACAGACUAAAACUAAAUUUACUGUCUAAUAUCAAACUGAAUAAUUACUUUAUGUCUCUCAAAUGUCAUAUAGAAUAAGGAUUAUUGUCUAGUUCUAAGAUCUUUAAUGUGAACCAGGAAAAACUGUAAAGUAUUCACAGAAAUAUCUUUCAAGUUACUCUGGUAAGUUAUAACUGAUAUAGAAUAUGUAUUAUUUAUUAACUCUACCGUCAACUACCCUAAGUAAAUUAGAAAAGUAUAUCAUUAUAUUUUUAAAAAUAAUGCCAAUUUGUUUUGAUUGAAUUAGGAUAUUAAUGAUUUAAAAAAAAGUAUAUACCUUGUUACAAGAAAUGCUGGGUCCUUAAUGACUUCAGGUCCAACACGUACAUGAGCUUGUUCGAUUAGCUUUGUCGCCAUUUUAAUGGUUUCACUCAUUUUAUUACGAACCAUAACGACAGGUAA
Neodiprion virginianus is the source of this 4868-nucleotide messenger RNA. RefSeq lists its product as uncharacterized. The coding region runs from base 96 to 4028 and encodes 1310 amino acids. Lineage: Eukaryota; Metazoa; Arthropoda; Insecta; Hymenoptera; Diprionidae. The record is from RefSeq and is a predicted model, not a curated record. The transcript is spliced from 2 exons.